GCUCCCCGCUCCCAGCGCACCUUCCCCGCCGCCCGCCCGCGCGCCCGCCGCGGCUGCCCCUUCCCGGGGUGCGAGUCCUCGUCGGGGCGGUCGGGGCGGCUUUUCAGCCAGGUCCCAUGUAGAACAAGACCCUGGGCGGGCGCUGUCCUGCUCUGGGGUCACUCCCCGUGCUGUGGCUCAGUCUCUCCUGAGCCACCCUCCUCUCCGCCCGCUCGCAUGCCCCUUUCUUCCCCCAGGACAGAGUAUCAGGCUUAGGGAUGUUGCCUUCCUCCGCCUGGUGACCUCAGCACCCCUUUCUGGCUCCCUUCCUAGGGCUGCGCCUCUGUCGACCCGGCCCGCAGUCGCCCGAGUGCUGCCUCUCACCUCGGGACGACCGGGCUUAGCGCCUCAGGGACCGCUGUAGAUCCACCUCUCCCUGCUCUUUCAGUUUAAAUCUGGACCUCGCAGUUUAUUGUGUCUCCCAGACUGUCCUCUUCACUUUGUGUAUCUCAUCGUGCAACCACAACAUUUCCCACUCCUGAGUGGGUGGUUGCGCUUGGGUUCUAGGAAUCCCGGUUUUGAUGACACGUUUCCCUCACGGAAAGACGCCCCCUUUCCGUUUCUGUGUUGUUUUCACAAUCUGAGGGGAAAAGACUUCCAUUUUGGGGGCGAUGAGGGGAUCGUGGAGUUUCUGAGCAUUUUCACACGUGCAUGUAGGAAGUAUUGUCCCUUCUAUAGCCCGUCGUGGGGUCUCCUGUCUGGGUCCGGUGAACUAAAUCCAGUGAUCUAUGCAACUAUGCCGUGCUGCCUCUAAUACCCACUUUUUUUCUUCACAUGCUGAUAUUGAGGAUUCAU
Molecule: messenger RNA, 834 nt
Organism: Chinchilla lanigera (long-tailed chinchilla)
Lineage: Eukaryota; Metazoa; Chordata; Mammalia; Rodentia; Chinchillidae
Product: atherin-like
Source: RefSeq, a predicted model, not a curated record